AUAAAGCUGACUUCUAGCUAGAAAUAUUGCUCGUAAAGACCAAGAAGCUCAAGUCAUCUUCAUCUGCUACAAGUGCCCUUGAAAAUUAUCCUCCUCUGUAUUCUUCCCUCUUAACUCUUCAAGACCUAUCUUGUUUUCUAAACCUUAAAUCUUGUUUAACCAAAAUUAACUUGUCAUGGCUCAAACCAAUCAAAAACAAGCUCCAGAGAUAUAUGAACCGGCUUGUCAGGUGAAUCCACCACCUGCACCACCGAUAGGGUACCCUCAAGGUCACUAUGUUGCACCACCACCAAUUGAUUAUCCCACUAUGGAUGCACCACCGAUAGGGUACCCUCAAGGUCACUAUGUUGCACCACCACCAAUUGGUCAUCCCACUAUGGAUGAUUCAGGUUACCCUUCCCAGCAUACUCCAGAGACCAAAAUGACAGGAUCCAUUGAAAUUCAGUGUUGCUGCUUUGUCUGGAGGAAGUCCUAGGUUGUGCUACGUACUAGAUAUCAUAUGGACAUCUCGAUUUGCAUUUCGUGGGUAUAAAUGUUCCCUUUCAUUUGAAUAAAGAAAAAAGAAAAGAAAAUUGUGCUGUUAUAAUAUCAUAUGCUUAAUAGCAUAUAAAUACAUGCAAGGCUGUGUUUUUUCAGUAUAUAUCAUAUGGACAUCUCGAUUUGCAUUUCGUGGGUAUAAAUGUUCCCUUUCAUUUGAAUAAAGAAAAAAGAAAAGAAAAUUGUGCUGUUCUAA
Populus trichocarpa (black cottonwood) is the source of this 733-nucleotide messenger RNA. RefSeq names its product protein CYSTEINE-RICH TRANSMEMBRANE MODULE 6. Bases 176 to 475 code for a protein of 99 amino acids. The transcript has 3 exons. The record is from RefSeq and is a predicted model, not a curated record. NCBI's taxonomy places the organism in Eukaryota, Viridiplantae, Streptophyta, Magnoliopsida, Malpighiales, Salicaceae.